GAGGUCAAGGUCACUUUCAGCCAUCACAUCAGCUCAGCUCGUCUCAGCUCAUUUCAUCUACUGCUUCUCAAUGGCUCCUCCAACUACAAUUCCAAACUUGUUCAUGUCUGACUUUGGACUGAACACUGAUGAUAUCAAAUACUUCCAUAUGGAUUCUCACAUCCAAGGGCGCGGACCAAACCGUCUGAAGCAUCUUGACAUUGAGGGAAGAUGGGUGCUUUCUGGAAAGAGCAUUCCAUUCAUUUCUGCCGCAUUCAAUCAUCUUGAAAGACUCAAUGAUGCUCAGGUUCCACUCCGCGACAUUACCGAGGAACCAAUUGAUGCCAUCGGAAUGGUUGGAUGGACCAAGUCUUCAGCCCCAGCUGAGGAGGCACCAAAGGAAGAGAAGAAGAUCCCGAAGAAGUUUGUGCUCCAGCCACCAGUCUUUGUGGAAGAUGAGGUUCCACCAAGCCCAAGAGAAGUUGUCCCACAUCGAUCAGCAGGAUAUGGACCAGCUCACCACAAGAGAAAGCUCUCAAUCCCAGACCGUUCCAGAAGUGUAUCCCCAAUGCCUGCUGAAGCUCCAGGACAAACUGUGUUCGACAAAUACGCUAAAUACGAGAGACACCGCAAAGACUCCAUCACCAGAUACGGAACCAAGUGGGGAGAUGCUGGAUACGUCUCGCACAGCCCAUCGCCAACCGGCGAUGAACCACAAGCCAUUCCACAUCGUACUCAAGCACUUUCUCCACGACCAGCUUCCAGAACUCGCCAGUAUGACAGCGAAUACAGCGCCGAUUUCUUGAAGAACGACUCGGCGGGCAGUGUCAACGAACUCAAGGUAUUAACGAAAAACAUCAAGGGAGACUAUGUGCCGUACAGAACCACCGGGUACGGAGCAUAUCACGUAAAGAGACAGUAUGAUUUGAGCCCAAGAUCUAUGGGAAGUGAUUAUGCGACGAGCAGUGGAUCCGAGCAGUCAUCCCCCAUCCCAGCUCGGCGGGAGAGAUCAGCUGAUGAGAUUGUUUUGAGUGCCUACCACGCAUCCAAAACCACCGACUCAUCCCGUCCACGACGUGACAACUGGAUUCGUCAACAAUAAUAUGACCCAAUUUAUCAAUUCAUUUUCAGUUCUUAUUCAAAACCAAAUUCAGACGAACGAGUCAACCCCCGCAUCUACCCAACCUCGCUUGUCGCCAGCAAAAAAAAAUGUACAAAAGAAAAUCUCUCGUUGUUCUAGAGAUGAGGCCUACCAUGUAGUGAUUAUAGACCAGCGUCCACCGGCAAAUCCUUUGUGUGUGCGAGCAUAAAUGAUUGAAUCAUUGAAUCACACUUCGUCUCGAGAACAAUUACAGUUUUCUUCCACAUGCUAUUCUUUUACAGAUUACUAUACCCCAUGUACAAUUUGAGUGUAAAUUUACUACAUACAUAUACACUAUGCCCCAUCCUAUUAACCAUCAGAAUUUAACCAGUGAAACACAAUUCGAUAACUAUCGUCGAAUAACUUUUUGGGAUUUAAUUGGUGACAGCAUUUUUGGAGUGAAUCAGAAAUAAAAACGUUUUAUGGACA
Messenger RNA from Caenorhabditis elegans, 1549 nucleotides. RefSeq names its product pharyngeal MARGginal cell marker (gene marg-1). The record is from RefSeq and is marked reviewed. NCBI's taxonomy places the organism in Eukaryota, Metazoa, Nematoda, Chromadorea, Rhabditida, Rhabditidae. Bases 71 to 1081 code for a protein of 336 amino acids. The transcript has 6 exons.